Cyanistes caeruleus (blue tit) is the source of this 2299-nucleotide messenger RNA. The record is from RefSeq and is a predicted model, not a curated record. Lineage: Eukaryota; Metazoa; Chordata; Aves; Passeriformes; Paridae.
AUGUUGCCGCUCACGACGGGCGGCAGGGCCGGACCAACAGCGGGAGCGGCCGGGGGAGCAGAGGCCGUACUAAGGCUGCCGCUGCCUCAGCCGCACCCGCAGCCCCCGCCGCCCGUCGUGCUGCCCGUCCCGCGACCACCUUUAACACAGUCCAGCUUGAUAAACAGUCGUGACCAGCCAGGGACGAGCGCAGUGCCCAGUCUGGCACCCGUGGGAGCAAGGCUGCCUCCUCCUCUGCCUCAGAACCUGCUCUAUACAGUGUCAGAACAUACAUAUGAGCCAGAUGGCUAUAACCCUGAAGCUCCUAGUAUUACCAGUGCUGGUAGAUCUCAGUAUCGGCAGUUCUUUACAAGAGCACAAAUGCAGCGUCCAAAUCUAAUUGGCCUAACAUCUGGGGAGAUGGAUACAAACCCUCGAGCUGCCAACAUUAUCAUCCAAACUGAGCCUCCCAUUCCCAUUACAAAUAACAGCAGCAAUGUCACGAGAGUUGUUCUGGAACCAGACAGCAGGAAAAGAUCUCCAAGCAGCAUGGAAUGUCCACCAUUGAAGAAACCCUGGUUGGGAAAGCAAGUAAAUAACAACCAGAAUAAGCCAGGGUUUUUGAAAAAGAAUCAGUAUACUAAUACAAAAUUAGAAGUUCGAAAAAUUCCACCAGAAUUGAACAAUAUUACACAGCUCAAUGAACACUUCAGCAAAUUUGGAACUAUUGUAAACAUUCAGGUUGCUUUCCAGAACGAUCCUGAAGCUGCUCUCAUUCAGUACUUGAGUAACGACGAGGCGAGGAAGGCAAUUUCCAGCACAGAGGCGGUGCUGAGCAAUCGGUUCAUCCGGGUGCUGUGGCACAGGGAGAGCGAGCAGCAGCCCCCCCUGCUGCAGCAGCAGCAGCCACCGCCCGCCCCGCAGGCCCUGCAGCACCUGCAGCAGCAGGCCCUGGCCACGCAGCCCGCCGUGACGGUGCACAGCAGCCUGGCCAAGGUGAUGAACAAACCCCUGGCAUCUGGUGCCUACGUCCUUAACAAAGUCCCAGUGAAAAGACGCCUUGGAGCAGCGGGGGGGAGCCAGCCUGAGCUCAGCCAGCCCGGGGCUGGCGUGGAGGAGUCUCAGAUAUUUCCUACUUCUACAAGCCACUCAAAAAUGGUUUACAGUUCUCCAAACUUGAAGACAACUCUGAAGUCUGGUGCAGGGUCUAAACCUCACGAUGUGCAAGAAGUCCUUAAAAAAAAGCAGGAGGCAAUGAAACUCCAGCAAGAUAUGAGGAAAAAGAAGCAGGAGAUGUUAGAAAAACAGAUAGAAUGCCAGAAGAUGCUGAUAUCCAAGCUGGAGAAAAACAAGGCCAUGAAACCAGAAGAGAGAGCAGAAAUUAUGAAGACUUUAAAAGAACUAACAGGAAAAAUAUCUCAGUUAAAGGAUGAAUUAAAAACUUCAUCUACAACCUCCACACCAUCCAAGUUGAAGUCCAAGACAGAGGCACAGAAGGAACUGUUGGAUGCAGAGCUGGACUUCCACAAGAGACUGUCCUCUGGAGAGGACACAACCGAACUGCGGAAAAAGCUCAAUCAGCUACAGGUGGAGGCUGCCCGCUUGGGCAUCUUGCCUGCUGGCCGAGGAAAGGCAGCGGCAGCGCGGGGCCGGGGCCGGGGCCGCGGGGGCCGAGGCCGGGGAGUGCUGAACCACAUGGUGGUGGAUCACCGGCCCAAGGCGCUCACCGUGGGAGGCUUCGUUGAAGAGGAAAAAGAUGAAUUGUUACAGCACUUCUCUAAAUUUGGAGAUAUUGAAGAUCUUCAAGAAGAGGAUUCCCCAUUAAGUGUUGUUGUAACUUUUAAGUCCCGCUCAGAAGCUGAGAAUGCUGCUAACCAGGGAUCCCGCUUCAAGGACCGACGGCUCCAGAUCUCGUGGCACAAACCCAAGGUACCUUCUGUGUCCACAGAAGUUGAGGAAGAGGAGUCCAAGGAAGAGGAGACUGAAACCUCAGAUUUAUUUUUGCACGAAGAUGACGACGAUGAUGAUGAAGAUGAGGAUGAAUCCCGUUCUUGGAGAAGAUGAAACUUGAUGUUCGAAGUGUAUAAUUUUAGGAAUAUAGUUCAAACUACAUCUUUUAAACAUUUAUUUAAGGAAGUUGAUGAGCCAAAAAGAGCUUUACUUUCUUUUCAAACCACAAGAUUUACUAUGAGCAGUUUGGUAUGAAAGCAUUUGGGACACAGAGCUGUGAGACUGAGCUAGCCAAAGGCCCAAGAACUUCUUACAGGAUUAUCAAGAUCACCAGGGUGGUGAUUUUUUUCUAUUUAAGAAGGAUUAAAAA